AUGGCGGAUUUCGUUGCGCUUGAGGAACAGGACGGGCUCCGCCUGUCCUGGAAUAUAUGGCCAAAUAGCAGGAUAGAGGCGACGAAGGCUGUUAUACCAUUUGCAUCUCUUUACACUCCAAAUAAGAGGAAAGCAGAUCUCCAGGUGUGUCCAUAUGACCCGGUGCUGUGCAAAACCUGCGGCGCGGUCCUCAACGGGUACGCACAGGUCGACUUCAAUGCUGCCCUGUGGGGCUGUCCCUUCUGCCACACGAGGAACCACUUCCCAUCGCAGUACAGGGGGAUCAGUGAGCAGCAACAACCCGCGGAGCUCUAUCAGGAGUACAACACGAUUGAGUACAUCCAACAGCAGGCCAAGCCGGUGAUGCCACCAGCAUAUGUGUUUGUGGUGGACACCAGCGUGGCAGAGGACGAGCUCAGAGCCUGCGUGGCCUCCCUCUCCCAAGCUCUGACCACCCUCCCAGAGUAUGCCCAGGUGGGGUUGGUGACUUUUGGGACGCAUGUGCACGUCCACGAGCUGGGCUUUGCCGAGUGCGCAAAGUCAUACGUCUUCCAGGGGUCGCGCGAGUACACCCCCCAGCAGGUGGUGGAGCAACUGGGCCUGGCCAGCAAGAUGCCUGCCCGCAAGGGGGGCCCCGGGCAGCCAGCGCUGCCCAUGCCGUCCUCCCCGGGCAGCCGCUUCAUCCUGCCCAUCUCCGAGUGCGAGUUCACGGUCAACGCCGUCCUAGACGAGCUCCAGCGCGACGUCUUCCCCACCCUCUCAGAGCACCGUCCCAGCAGAUGCACCGGCACCGCCCUCCAGGUGGCGGCCAGCCUGAUGGGCGCGGCGCUGCAGCCAGGCAUGUGCGCGGCUCGGCUGAUGCUGUUUGUGGGGGGCCCCUCCACCGAGGGGGCCGGCAAGGUGGUGGAGAAGGAGCUGUCCGAGCCCAUCCGCUCGCACGAGGACCUUGCCAAGGACAGGGCGCCCCACUACAAGAAGGCGAGGCGGUUCUUCGACGGCGUUGCCUCCCAGCUCGUCCAGCAGCAGCACUCCCUCGACGUCUUUGCCUGCGCCCUUGACCAGGUGGGCCUGGCGGAGAUGAAGCCGGUGGUGGACAUGUCUGGCGGCAUGGUGGUGCAGACGGACACCUUCCUCAACCCCGUAUUCAAGGAGUCCUUCAAGCGCGUCUUUGUGGCCCCCGGCGACCCCGGCUCCCUCAACAUCGCCUCCAACGCCACCUUCGAGGUGAUACCGUCGAGAGGGGUGAAGAUCGCUGGGUUGCUCGGCCCUGCAGCGGCCAUGGACAAGAAAAGCUCCAGCAUCGCAGACACCCACGUGGGCAUUGGGGGCACCAACCAGUGGAGGCUCGCAGGCCUGGAUGCGAGCACGACCCUGUGCACAUUCUAUGAGAUAACACCGCAGAGCAAGGAGGCGGCAGGGCAGGAUCCGCACACCUCGCAGCAGUUCUACAUCCAGUUUAUCACCCGCUACCUGCAUGCUGACGGCUCCCACCGCAUCCGCGCUACCACCUUCACCCGCAGGUGGACGGACGGCAGCAAUCUGGGUGAGCUGAUGGCAGGCUUUGACCAGGAGGCGGCUGCGGUGGUGGUGGCGCGACUGGCCACCUUCAAGAUGGAGACCGAGGAAGACUUCGACGCCACUCGAUGGAUCGACCGCACGCUCAUCAGGCUGGCAUCGAGGUUUGGGGACUACAGGCCCAACGACCCGGCCUCCUUCACCCUCAACGAGAACAUGGCCUUCUACCCGCAGUUCAUGUUCAACCUGCGCCGCUCCCAAUUCGUCCAGGUGUUUGGCAACUCGCCGGAUGAGACGGCCAACUGCCGGCUGUCGCUGAACAAGGAGACGGCGCAGGAGGCCACCGUCAUGAUCCAGCCCUCCCUCUUCUCCUAUCGUGCUGCCGGUGCAUGCGCACAGGUGCUGCUGGACGUGACGUCGAUAGCGCCUGACCGCAUCCUGCUGCUGGACUCCUACUUCUACGUCGUGGUCUUCCACGGCUCCUCCAUCGCGCAGUGGCGCAAGGAUGGCUUCCACCUCAACCCAGACCACGCCCACUUCAAGGAGCUGCUCGAGGCGCCCAAGAGGGAUGCGUCCUCCAUCUUGCAGCGCCGAUUUCCGGUGCCGCGGCUGGUUGACUGCGACCAGAAUGGCUCCCAGGCGAGGUUCCUGCUGGCGAGGCUGAACCCAUCCAGCACCUACCAGUCGCAGCAGUCCAUGUCAGCCGAGGUCAUCAUGACUGAUGAUGUGUCGCUGUCAGUCUUCACAGAACACCUCACCAAACUGGCCACCCAGUCCUGA
This is a messenger RNA of Coccomyxa subellipsoidea C-169, 2295 nucleotides long. RefSeq names its product COP-II coat subunit. Gene Ontology annotation, cellular component: COPII vesicle coat; endoplasmic reticulum exit site. Gene Ontology annotation, molecular function: zinc ion binding; GTPase activator activity. The record is from RefSeq and is a predicted model, not a curated record. The transcript has 16 exons. Lineage: Eukaryota; Viridiplantae; Chlorophyta; Trebouxiophyceae; Coccomyxaceae. Gene Ontology annotation, biological process: COPII-coated vesicle cargo loading; intracellular protein transport; endoplasmic reticulum to Golgi vesicle-mediated transport. The coding region runs from base 1 to 2295 and encodes 764 amino acids.